AUACGGAGUUCGCUUCCGCCCGAACCCGUCAUGGCGGCGCGGCGGCGCCGUGCGCAUGUGCGGGGCUCCAUGGCGAGACAAGGGGCCGAGCGCGCGCAGGGCGGCCCGGCACGGCGAGGGCUGUGAAGGCCGGGAGGCUUCAUCUGCGACUGCUGAUGCCUGACGGAGCGGAGCGAUGAAGGGGCAGCAGAAAGCAGCCGAGACGGAAGAGGGAACGGUGCAAAUCCAGGAAGGUGCAGUGGCCACAGGCGAGGAUCCCACCAGCGUGGCCAUUGCCAGCAUCCAGUCCGCGGCCACCUUCCCCGACCCCAACAUCAAAUAUGUCUUUCGCACAGAGAACGGCGGGACGCAGGUGAUGUACAGGGUGAUCCAAGUGGCGGACGGACAGCUGGAUGGACAGACGGAGGGCACCAGCGCCAUCAGCGGCUACCCCGCCGCGCAGUCCAUGACACAGGCCGUCAUCCAGGGCGCCUUCACCAGUGAGGAUGCGGUGGAGACGGAGGCCACGGCCACCGAGACUCACUACACCUAUUUCCCCACCACGGCCGUGGCCGACACCAGCACCUCCGCCGGCGCCGGGACCACGGCCACUGCCGUCGUCACCACGCAGAACUCGGAGGCGCUCCUGGGGCAGCCCACCCCCACGGGGCAAUUCUUCGUGAUGAUGUCACCCCAGGAGGUGCUGCAGGGCGGCGCGCAGAGGUCCAUCGCCUCCCGUGCCCACCCCUACUCCCCGAAGUCGGAGGCGCCACGGGCCACCCGGGAUGAGAAGCGCCGGGCGCAGCACAAUGAAGUGGAGCGCCGGCGCAGGGACAAGAUCAACAACUGGAUCGUGCAGCUCUCCAAGAUCAUCCCCGACUGCUCCAUGGAGAACACCAAGUCGGGGCAGAGCAAGGGCGGGAUCCUCUCCAAAGCCUGCGACUACAUCCAGGAGCUGCGGCAGAGCAACCACCGCCUCUCUGAGGAGCUGCAGGGCCUCGACCAGCUCCAGAUGGACAACGAGGUCUUGCGGCAGCAGGUGGAGGAUCUGAAGAACAAGAACCUGAUCCUGCGGGCGCAGCUCCGCCAGCACGGUGUGGAGAUCGUCAUCAAGAACGACAGCCACUGACGGGGACGGCGGGGACGGGGACCGGCGGCGGGACGGGGGUCCUCCCUAACACCCCCCCCCCCCGCCCCCCGGCAGUGAGCACCUCCCCAGCGUGACAUGAGGACCCUCCCGUUUGGUUUGUGUCCCCUCCGUCCCCACCCUUUGCCCCCUCCCCACCGUGUCCCUCCCUCUCUCACAUCCCCGUCCCCUGCGCUUCGUGCACACGCUCUCGGCCAGGCGGGCGCCGGCCCCGCUGGCCCCCCAGCACUGCCUCGGUCUCCUGGACCCCCCCUUCCCCACGGGACACCCCCUACUCAGGGGACCGUCCCCUCCCUGGGGGGCCGCCGCACCUCUCGCCUCUCCCUGCCGACCCCGGGCAGCCGCUGGGGGUGUGGGGGUUCCGGGGUGCCGCGGACCUCCCCCCUUCCCUGCCCGCUGCGGCUGGCCCGGCCUGGCACGGCCAGACUUUUUUUUAAAACUCUCUGAAUUUAAAAUGCGAAAAUAAAUAAAAAUAGUGAUUUGUUUUUCC
Grus americana (Whooping crane) is the source of this 1616-nucleotide messenger RNA. It is a transcript of the gene USF1, whose product is annotated as upstream transcription factor 1. NCBI's taxonomy places the organism in Eukaryota, Metazoa, Chordata, Aves, Gruiformes, Gruidae. Gene Ontology annotation, biological process: regulation of transcription by RNA polymerase II. Gene Ontology annotation, molecular function: protein dimerization activity; RNA polymerase II cis-regulatory region sequence-specific DNA binding; DNA-binding transcription factor activity, RNA polymerase II-specific. The transcript is spliced from 11 exons. Bases 176 to 1108 code for a protein of 310 amino acids. The record is from RefSeq and is a predicted model, not a curated record.